AUGUCGUCGUCUGCCGUCCCGCCCUCAGGGCUCGCGCCAGCACCAAACGCCGCACCCACUAGCCCUCUCGACGGCACGGCCGACCCGGCGCAGGCCGCCUCGCCCGACGACGCCAACACUCAGCACAAGCCGUCGGUCCUCGACGCGGCCAAGACGAUCCGGCCCCUCGAGGACCUGCAGCGCCUGCCCAACAUGCCCUGCGCGCGCUACUCGCUCCUGUUCGGCAUCGUCGCCGGCGUCAGCGUCGGGUGUCUGCGGUUCGUGUUCAGCCGCACGGCGAGGCGCGGGACCCUCAUGGGCGGCGGCGGUGGGGCGGGACGGUGGGCUGAGGUGGGCGCGGCGGCCAACUGGGCGGUGGGAGCUUGGGGCGUCGGCAGCUUGGGUGCCUGGGAGACCUGUCGCGCCCGCCAGACGGCCGAGGCAGCGCGCAUGAACGCCCUCGUGUCCGAGAUUAAGGCCCGCCGUGCCGCCAAGGGGCCCAAGCCGGCGACGGCGGCGGCCGACCUCGAGCGGCCCUCGUCUGGCCCAGCAGGGAUCCGGGUCGGCGCACUCGGUGAGGAGGUGCGGCGGGAUCAGGACCCGGCGCGAGGACCGGGAGCAGGAGCGAGCGAGCUGCCGGUCGAGCCGGAGAGGAAGACCGGCGGAGGAUGGUUCGGCGGGAGGAUAUAAACGAGGGACCGGGCGGCGGCAUAGAGUGAGCAUCUUGCAACACUGCAUCUUCUCCUUCUC
Molecule: messenger RNA, 729 nt
Organism: Rhodotorula graminis WP1
Lineage: Eukaryota; Fungi; Basidiomycota; Microbotryomycetes; Sporidiobolales; Sporidiobolaceae
Exons: 2
Coding region: 1-669 (222 amino acids)
Biological process (GO): mitochondrial respiratory chain complex IV assembly
Cellular component (GO): mitochondrion; mitochondrial inner membrane
Source: RefSeq, a predicted model, not a curated record